GUUUCACUUUAGCUAUUUUCCAUUUUAUUCUAGAGCAUGAACUUGCUAAAGCAUGGAGAGAAAAAAGGUAGGUGCUAAGAAGGAACCUGCCAAGGAUCAUCAGAUCUCUAUCGCUCAAGAAUUACAUGUAGAUGUCGAUUUGAGGCGUCUCCAUGAGUCUUGCGCUCAGCUCUCCGAGGAGAUAAUACCAUUUAUGAAGCGAGUAAAAAUCGAACUGAUCCGCACCAAAGAGGGGGAAAUGAAGGACGUUCCGCAAGUUCCACUGUUUAUUUAUGAAAAGUUGCCUCUACAUGACUCAAAGCUGCUUUUUUCUGUAGUUCUACCACCGUAUCCAUACCUUCGAGUUAUUCAGCUCCACCACUGUGAGCUAGCAGAUGAUGGUGUUCUUUCUCUCGUUGAGUUUUUAAAAGCCUAUAAACCCAGCACUGAAAAAAAUCCCUUUGGCAUAGAAUGUUUAGAGUUACCUGGAUGUAAUAUUGGACCUCGUGGUGCUAGCUACCUGGCGAGCGUAUUUUGUGAAAACUUCACGAUUAAGCGCCUGAUGUUGGAUUUUAACCCAAUCGGUGACAAGGGAAUUGAAGCUCUUUGUAAUGGACUCCGUUGGAACACAAAGUUGACGGAUUUGUCACUACAGUAUUGUGAAAUUAGUUAUUCUGGAGCACCUUUUAUCGCAGCUUCUGUCAUUGAAUGCAGCAAUGUGAAAAUAUUAUCAUUAAGGGGCAAUUAUUCUCUCCAGGAUUCUGGUGUUCUGUAUCUAGCACGCGCUCUUAAUGUUGGGUUACGCCUUGAGGAGCUUGAUCUUGCAGAUGUCGGAUUCGGGUCAAGCGCUGAAACCAUCGAUGCCCUCUGUGAGGGCAUAGAAAAUAGUGCCUCGCUUAUUUCUGUUAACUUAGACCUUAACACACUCAUUCCUUCCGGACCACAGUCACUACUCAUUGCUAUCACAAACAAUAAACGUAUCGUCAAGCUUGUAGUGAGCGAGCGUGUGGAUCCCGAUGUAUAUAAAGAAAUCUUAGAUGCCCUCUCGGUCAACAAUAAGGGGAUGAAAAGGAAAGUAAAGAAGAGAUAAUUUUGUUCGCAGCACACGAAAUGUAAAGUAUCAUUUUAAGCAUUUUA
Molecule: messenger RNA, 1116 nt
Organism: Phytomonas sp. EM1
Lineage: Eukaryota; Euglenozoa; Kinetoplastea; Trypanosomatida; Trypanosomatidae
Source: the annotation of a GenBank genome assembly